AUGGUGGGUGAAGGCCCCUACCUCAUCUCAGACCUGGAUCGGCGAGGCCAUCGGAGAUCAUUUUCUGAGAGAUAUGAUCCCAGCCUGAAAACCAUGAUCCCAGUGCGACCCUGUGCAAGGUUGGCACCCAAUCCUGUGGAUGAUGCUGGCCUGCUGUCCUUUGCCACAUUUUCCUGGCUCACACCUGUGAUGAUUCAAAGUUACAAGCAUACGCUGACUGUGGACACCUUGCCCCCGCUAUCACCAUAUGACUCAUCUGACAUCAAUUCUAGGAGAUUUCAGAUUCUUUGGGAUGAAGAAAUAAAGAGGGUAGGACCUGAGCGGGCCUCUCUGGGUCGUGUGGUCUGGAAAUUCCAGAGGACCCGUGUGCUGAUGGAUGUUGUAGCCAAUGUCCUGUGCAUCAUCAUGGCAGCCUUAGGGCCGACAGUUCUCAUCCACCAAAUCCUUCAGCAUAUUACCAGCAUUUCCUCCGGACACGUCGGGGUUGGCAUCUGCUUGUGUCUGGCCCUUUUUGCCACCGAGUUUACUAAAGUCCUCUUUUGGGCCCUUGCCUGGGCCAUAAAUUACCGCACAGCCAUCCGAUUGAAGGUGGCCCUUUCCACUCUGAUUUUCAAAAACCUGCUGUCCUUUAAGACAUUGACUCACAUCUCUGCAGGCGAGGUGCUCAAUAUACUAUCAAGUGAUAGUUAUUCCUUGUUUGAGGCUGCCUUGUUUUGUCCCUUGCCAGCCACCAUCCCCAUCCUAAUGGUCGUUUGUGCAGUGUAUGCCUUUUUCAUUCUGGGGUCCACGGCUCUUGUCGGGAUAUGCAUAUAUAUCAUAUUCAUCCCCAUCCAGAUGUUUAUGGCCAAACUCAAUUCAGCUUUCCGAAGAUCAGCAAUUUCGGUGACAGACAAGCGAGUUCAGACAAUGAAUGAGUUUCUGACCUGCAUCAAGCUGAUUAAAAUGUAUGCCUGGGAGAAAUCAUUUAUAAACACCAUUCAUGAUAUAAGGAAGAGAGAGAAAAAUUUACUGAAAAAGGCUGGAUAUGUCCAAAGUGGAAACUCAGCCCUGGCACCCAUUGUGUCCACCAUGGCCAUCGUGUCAACUUUCACUUGCCACAUCUUCCUGAAACGCAAGCUCACUGCCCCUGUGGCAUUUAGUGUGAUUGCCAUGUUUAAUGUAAUGAAGUUUUCAAUUGCAAUCUUGCCUUUCUCGGUCAAAGCAAUGGCCGAAGCCAGUGUGUCUCUAAGGAGAAUGAAGAAAAUUCUCAUAGCUAAAAGUCCCCCAUCCUACGUCACCCAACCAGAAGACCCAGAUAUUAUCUUGCUUUUAGCAAAUGCCACCCUGACAUGGGAACAAGAAGUCAACAGGAGACGUAACCCUCUGAAGGCACAAGAUCAGAAAAGGCGUUUUUUCAAGAAGCAGAGGCCAGAGUUAUACAGUGAGCAAAGCCCAUCAGCACAGGGAGUUGCUAGCCCCAAGUGGCAAAAUGGCAGCCCCAAGUCUGUUCUACACAACAUCAGCUUUGUGGUGAGAAAGGGGAAGGUCUUGGGAAUAUGCGGGAAUGUUGGAAGUGGGAAGAGUUCCCUCAUCUCAGCUCUCCUAGGACAGAUGCAGUUACAGAAAGGGGUUGUGGCUGUCAAUGGACCUUUGGCUUAUGUUUCUCAGCAAGCAUGGAUCUUCCAUGGGAAUGUGAGGGAGAACAUACUGUUUGGAGAGAAGUACAAUCACCAAAGGUACCAGCACACAGUUCAUGUCUGUGGUCUCCAGAAGGACUUGAACAGCCUCCCUUAUGGAGACCUGACUGAGAUUGGCGAGAGGGGUAUCAACCUCUCUGGGGGACAGAGGCAGAGGAUCAGCCUGGCCCGUGCUGUGUAUGCCAACCGUCAACUGUACCUGCUGGAUGACCCACUCUCGGCUGUGGAUGCCCAUGUGGGGAAGCUUGUCUUUGAGGAGUGCAUCAAGAAGACACUCAAGGGAAAGACUGUUGUCCUGGUUACCCACCAGUUGCAGUUCCUGGAGUCUUGUGAUGAGGUCAUUUUGUUAGAAGAUGGAGAGAUUUGUGAAAAGGGCACCCACAAGGAGUUGAUGGAAGAGAGGGGGCGCUAUGCAAAGCUGAUUCACAACCUCCGAGGAUUGCAAUUCAAGGAUCCAGAGCACAUUUACAAUGCAGCCAUGGUGGAGACCAUGAAGGAGAGUCCAGCUCAGAGAGAUGAAGACAAUGUCUUGGCUCCAGGUGAUGAGAAAGAUGAAGGAAAAGAACCUGAUAUUGAAGAAUUUGUAGAUAUAAAAGCUCCUGUGCACCAGCUUGUCCAGAUGGAGUCUCCUCGAGAAGGAAUCGUGACCUGCAAAACAUAUCACACCUAUAUUAAGGCUUCUGGAGGGUACCUGAUCUCUUUUCUGGUGCUGUGUCUCUUCUUCCUGAUGAUGGGCAGCUCUGCUUUCAGCACCUGGUGGUUGGGACUCUGGUUAGACAGGGGCUCCCAGGUCAUCUGUGUACCCCAGAGCAAUAAGACAGUCUGCAAUGUUGACCUGAAAGAUACUGACCACCACAUGUACCAGAUGGUAUACAUAGCAAGCAUGGUGUCUGUGCUGGCAUUUGGCAUUAUCAAAGGCUUAACCUUCACCAACACUACUUUGAUGGCAUCCUCCUCUCUCCACAACAGAGUGUUUAACAAGAUCGUCAGGAGUCCAAUGAGCUUUUUUGACACAACCCCCACAGGCCGGCUGAUGAACCGCUUUUCUAAAGAUAUGGACGAGCUGGACGUGAGGCUGCCAUUUCACGCUGAGAACUUUUUACAGCAGUUCUUCAUGGUGGUGUUUAUUCUGAUGAUUAUGGCUGCUGUGUUUCCUGUUGUCCUUGUCGUUCUGGCUGGCCUGGCUGUAAUCUUCCUCAUUCUUUUACGCAUUUUCCAUCGGGGAGUCCAGGAGCUCAAGCAGGUGGAGAACAUCAGCCGCUCACCCUGGUUCUCUCACAUCACCUCCUCCAUUCAGGGUCUGGGUGUCAUCCAUGCCUACGACAAAAAGGACGAUUGCAUCAGCAGGUUUAAGACGCUGAACGAUGAAAACUCCAGCCACCUCCUGUACUUCAAUUGUGCUCUCAGGUGGUUUGCUCUAAGAAUGGAUGUCCUCAUGAACAUUGUCACCUUUGUUGUGGCCUUGUUGGUGACCCUGAGCUUUUCUUCAAUCAGUGCUUCAUCCAAAGGCUUGUCAUUGUCUUACAUCAUCCAGCUCAGUGGACUGCUUCAAGUGUGUGUGCGAACAGGAACUGAGACCCAAGCCAAGUUCACCUCUGUGGAGCUGCUGAGGGAGUACAUUCAGACCUGUGUUCCUGAACACACUCACCCCUUCAAAGUGGGGACCUGUCCCAAAGACUGGCCAAGCCGUGGGGAGAUAACUUUCAAGGACUAUCGAAUGAGAUACAGAGACAACACCCCCCUCGUUCUCGAUGGGCUGAACUUGAACAUCCAAAGUGGGCAGACGGUUGGGAUUGUGGGAAGAACAGGUUCUGGAAAAUCAUCCCUGGGCAUGGCCCUGUUUCGUCUGGUGGAGCCAGCCUCUGGUACCAUUUUCAUUGACGAGGUGGACAUCUGCACCGUGAGCUUGGAGGACCUCCGAACCAAGCUGACCAUGAUCCCCCAAGAUCCUGUCCUGUUUGUAGGUACAGUAAGGUACAACUUGGAUCCCUUGGGGAGUCACACUGAUGAGAUACUCUGGCAUGUUUUGGAGAGAACAUUCAUGAGAGACACAAUAAUGAAACUCCCAGAAAAAUUACAGGCAGAAGUCAUAGAAAAUGGGGAAAACUUCUCAGUAGGGGAACGCCAGCUGCUUUGUAUGGCCCGAGCACUUCUCCGUAAUUCAAAAAUAAUUCUCCUCGACGAAGCUACUGCCUCCAUGGACUCCAAGACAGACACCCUUGUCCAGAGCACUGUAAAAGAUGCCUUCAAAAGCUGCACAGUGUUGACCAUCGCCCAUCGCCUAAACACAGUUCUCAACUGUGACCUCGUCCUGGUCAUGGAAAAUGGGAAGGUGAUUGAGUUUGACAAGCCUGAAGCCCUUGCUGAGAAGCCUGACUCUGCAUUUGCGAUGUUACUAGCUGCAGAAGUUGGAUUAUAA
Molecule: messenger RNA, 4095 nt
Organism: Cricetulus griseus (Chinese hamster)
Lineage: Eukaryota; Metazoa; Chordata; Mammalia; Rodentia; Cricetidae
Source: RefSeq, a predicted model, not a curated record